Messenger RNA from Gallus gallus (chicken), 6399 nucleotides. It is a transcript of the gene HTR1E, whose product is annotated as 5-hydroxytryptamine receptor 1E. The transcript is spliced from 4 exons. Gene Ontology annotation, biological process: adenylate cyclase-activating adrenergic receptor signaling pathway. Gene Ontology annotation, molecular function: G protein-coupled serotonin receptor activity. NCBI's taxonomy places the organism in Eukaryota, Metazoa, Chordata, Aves, Galliformes, Phasianidae. Gene Ontology annotation, cellular component: plasma membrane. Bases 1312 to 2427 code for a protein of 371 amino acids. The record is from RefSeq and is a predicted model, not a curated record.
GACCCCCCGCCCCGGGGCCGCAGGAGCAGCCGCCGCCGGAGCCCAGGAACCGCAAAGAUCAGCUUCAAGAAGAACAGAACUCGAGCCAUUAGCAAGCUCAUCCAAAAGUAAUCAUCCGUCAGAGCCCAAGGGUGUGUUUGCCCAGCAAUGGGUGAAGCUGGCAGUGAUUCCACCAGCCCAAGUACAUGGACAGCGUCAAGGCGGCAGUCCAUGGGAGAUCAUCCUCUCCACAACUGGUGCUAAAGCAGAUCGGUCUACUUGGUAAUAUGGAAUACCUCUCACAUUGUCUUUGAGGGGAAGAGCUGAUGAUGGACGGUUCACACAACAGCAACACCAUUUUGGAUUGGGUGUUUUUGUAACAAGAGCAACAGGUAGUGCCAGUGUGACACAAGAGGACGAGAAGUAAAGCCUCUAGCUGCUUCUCCACUGCUCAUCACCUUCUGCAGACUUCAUCUCAAUGAGACAGCCUGGAGGUUCAUGGCUGUGUUUGAAUGGGACAAAGCGUGGUGGGAAAAAGGCAAUUCCAUUCACCUCAUUCAAGUCUGGGAUACAGUCCAGAAUGAAUUCUUCCUGGUAACACCUACUGGAUGUCUCUUCUACCAAGACCUAUGGGAAGAACUAGAACCACAGGAUUUUCUGCCCUUCUAUGGUGUAGAAACCAGUGAUAAAUUAUUUUGAUUACAAGGCCUAAUACAUUAAUAGAACAUAUAAAACUGCCUUUUGUGUUUCAUUGUAUACAGUUUGCUGCAGCAACCUGCAGCCAUCCAAGGUACUUCAGCUUCACUUUCACAACUUGUGGGUCACUGAGAGAUGCUUCCCAAGCUGAGAAGUCCCCGUGUUACCAGCACCUUGGUACCAACAGAGUGGUGCGAUGCCUUCAGAGCAUUCCGCAACUCCUUCAGCAUAUAUUGAGCAUCUGAAGCCACGGUGGGAAGAGGCAGGAGGUACCCCUGAGGCUGACUGUCCCCACAAAGAGCAAGUGACCACCUUUGGGGCAAGAACUUGGGGAGUGGUUGGGCUGCACAGCAGGAAAAUGAUGAGCAAGAGGAAACAUGGAAGCUUUCUGCUGCGCUGUUGAAUAUCGGAAUAUAAAAACUUUUUUUACCUGAAGUAUCUCUGUCUCUCUUCCAAAUGGACAACUUCUGAAGUUGGAAGUACCUGCUACCCAAAGCAGCUACUUCUUCUUUCACUGGAGUCUGAAUGAGGAGCUACGAGAUAUGGUUUAGUGGCUUGUGGUAGCAAGGGUAAUGGGAGGACGGCUGGACUAGAUGAUCUUGUAGGUCCAUUCCAACCUUGUGAUUCUAUGAUUCUAUGUGCAUCCUGGAGGGGAAAAUGAAUUUCACAAAUUGUACCACUGAAGCCAGUGCGGCUGCAAAGCCAAAAACUGUAACUGAGAAGAUGCUUGUUACACUGACCUUGGCCACAAUCACAACCCUGACUAUGCUGCUGAAUUCUGCUGUCAUUGCAGCAAUCUCCACAACCAAGAAGCUUCACCAGCCUGCAAAUUAUUUAAUAUGCUCGCUAGCUGUGACAGACCUCCUUGUUGCUGUCCUCGUCAUGCCCUUGAGUAUCACUUACAUAAUGAUAGAUAAGUGGACUUUGGGAUACUUCAUCUGUGAGAUCUGGUUGAGCGUCGACAUGACUUGUUGCACGUGUUCAAUUCUUCACCUAUGUGUUAUUGCUCUGGACAGGUACUGGGCAAUCACUGAUGCCAUCGAAUACGCCAGGAAAAGAACAGCAAAAAGGGCUGGGUUGAUGAUAGUCACCGUGUGGACUAUCUCCAUUUUCAUAUCAAUGCCCCCUUUGUUUUGGAGAAACCACCACAGCGUCAGUAUUCCCAGUGAGUGCCGCAUUCAGCACGACCAUGUCAUCUACACUAUUUAUUCCACAUUUGGGGCGUUUUACAUACCCUUGACUUUGAUCCUGAUCCUGUACUACAGAAUCUACCACGCUGCAAAGAGUCUCUACCAGAAGCGGGGCUCAAGCCGCCAUCUCAGCAACAGGAGCACCGACAGCCAAAACUCCUUCGCCAGCUGCAAGCUCACGCAGACGUUCUGCGUCUCGGACUUCUCCACCUCUGACCCCACCACAGAGUUUGAUAAAAUUAAUGCAUCUGUGAGGAUCCCUCCUUUUGAGAAUGACUUGGACCUGGCUGGUGACCGGCAGCAGAUUUCCACCACGCGGGAGCGAAAGGCUGCUCGCAUCUUGGGACUGAUUUUAGGGGCUUUCAUUUUGUCCUGGUUACCCUUUUUCAUCAAGGAGCUGCUCGUGGGCCUCCAUCUUUGCAUCGUCUCACCAGAAGUAGCAGACUUCUUGACCUGGCUGGGAUAUGUCAACUCCCUCAUCAACCCUUUGUUGUACACGAGCUUUAAUGAAGAUUUCAAGCUGGCCUUCAGAAAGCUCAUCAGGUGUAGAGAACAUACUUAAAAGUACGGGGAGAUGAUGAUGAUGACGUGACUCCUGGCCUUAAGAACGAGCAAAAUAAUUUGACUGUUGUCAUUUCCCUUGACAAAGGGGAUUUUGAUGUUUGCCUCUUUGCUUAACUCUCUUCAGCCAGUAAUUUGUUCUGCUGUUUUUUUACCUCUGGUGUUAUUCACGGUAAAAAUUUGAAAUAAAUUUAUUCUACAAAGGAACAGAUUUUUUUUAGCAAUGAAACAAACAACCAAACAAAUAACAACAAGAAAAUAUUAGAUGUUCACAUUUAAGGCAUUUUGUGUAAUUCAAGAAGGAAACAACAAUAUUCACAUUUCUUUUAUACUUUUUCCAUUUAAGAAUCAAAUGUCUAACUUAACAUGCACUGUAGUAAUAUGAAGGCUUGUAAGCUGAAUCCCAGAAAUUCAUGUUCAAAAAUCAAUAAACUUCAUGGUCAUGACAACUAAACAGAAAUUCUUUGCUGUGGCAUUUUGAGAAAACUGGAACCGUUUUUUAGAAGGAAAAUAGCCACUACUACAGCAGAAUAAAGCAUUCUAUUCUUAUCCCUGCAGAAAUACACUAUCGAAACAGAGAGCAGUUCAUUUCAUUCCUUCUAAAAACAGAUCUCAUUUUGUACUCCAAAGUAAUUAUUCAAGUGACCUUUUUUUCUUUUUUUUUUUUGUUCAGUUUCCUGAUUUAUAUUAGAAGUAUUGGACAGAAACUGCAGUUUGUUUGGCGACUGAAAGAACACAGCUAGUAAGUGUCACACUUAUAAGAUCAACUGCACCUUAAUGGUCACCUUUUUAGUACCACUGUUUAAUACCGUAUUCCUUCAGGGCUCAGGCCAUGUGCCUCGGUCAGUUGUGAGGUGGCAUUAUCUAUUUUUUUCCCACUUCCCCUGGACCUUGCAAUGCACAACCCCACGGAUCAUCAACCUUACCCCACAGACUCAGGCAGCUGCAUGUUUUCUCAGCAGGUCAGUAAUGUACGGUGUUCAGAAAUAUCAUCUGAAAAAAAAAGACAAAUUACUCUGUUUGAACAGCAGCAGCAGAAAAGAAAUGAGGAAAAGAACUUUUUUAAAAUAGCACUCUUCAUCUUCCAAUUUGUAAUGGCAUUCUUGUCACUUAACCUAUGAUCAAACCCUCUAGCAGGAUUUCUUGCUCUGGCUGUUCUCCAAGGAGUUACUUCUCUCAUCCAGAUAGAGUCCUUCACACCCUUUCUUCUGUGUUUAGGGAAGCUAAAAUGCCUUGGCUCAAACAGUUUGGAAAUCAGGCUGGGAAGAAGCAAAAUCAAAGCUAAUAAUCUGGCACUGCCCAUUACUAACUCCUAAAUACUGCUUGAAUACUGAUUACUUGUCUUGCAACACAUUUUUCUUUCCUGUCCAUUAUUUUUCUGGACAAAUUCUUUUUGAAUUAAACCAGUAUACUAUAUAGAAAAUAAUAUCACAUAUAUCACCCUGACAUGCAGUAACUGAACUACAGCAUGGCAGCUCUAAAUCCAUCAAAACAGAUAUUAGAGGUAGCAAAAGUGUUGUAACAGCACCGGAAGCCAGCUCUGGAAAAUGUUUUGAAAAUUUACAACACAGCAAUCAUUUUUCCUAUCAAGAGCCCAGGAAUUUUAAGUAACGUGAGUAAUAAACUCUGGAUGGAGCUGAGAAAUGACAACCUUGUUUCUGAGGGAAAGUGUUUGGUUGGAAAGAUGCAGUUCUGCAAGCUGGGUGUAAAUCAAAUCGGAGGGUGACAAAAGUGUGACCUACUGCUUACCCACAUUCAGCAGGACUCGGCUUCAAGGACUACAAGUUUUCCAUACCUGGAUUUAGGAGGCUUAUCUCCAGCUGCCCUUCUGUGGCUAUUGUCACUGCUGCCACCUCCAUCUGCCUUUGGUUCCCUGUUAGUUAGCGUUAAUAUCUAAAAAGGGGGAAAAACAGUCAUCUCAACCACUGAGGAUGUCUUCCAGUGGGGAAGCCCAGAGAUCCACAAUGGUUUUUCAUUUUCACAGUGUGAUGGAGAUGGAAACCGUCCACUGAAGGUAAGGAGCCUGCCUGUCUGUAAAACUCCCAAAGCAGCCUCAUGGACUACACGGGAAAAAAUAACCAGAGGUCCAAAAUGAUGACCAUGAUCUCCAAAACAGCUGCUGCUGGUAGGGAGAAAUGCUUCUGAGAGAGGCAUGAGAACUGUAAAACAGAGGAGCUGCUUCAUCUUCAUUUCUACUUAAGUCCUUCUGGUAUCUGAUCUCCACUAUUAUCACUCAGGCUACCAAUCGGUGUCAGGUUGAAGACUGUAUAAUUUUAAUAUCUAGAGUUAAUGAACGGGGGAAAAAAAAACAGAUGGAUGGCUAAUUUUUGUGCUUCCUUCUUAAAAAAAGACUCAGCAUUCUGCCAGCUGACUACUGCUUUUGUAAUUAAAUCAUUAGUUAAACACUGAGCUAUGUUUUCUAACAAAUGUCACUAGACUGAUAAAGAUGUCUUUUAUGUUUUCUCCACACACAAAGCCAGGAACAGCUUAAAGGACUGUUGACUUACAACAAUUUAACUUGAUCAGAAAUUACCUGUCAUCUGAUGGAAAUAAAAACCUUUGCUAGUCUGGCACCAUUAUUUGACAAUCUCAUUUUUUUUCCAUGUUAAGAAUUUGUGGAUUUUAUGAAAGGUUUGGACAUUUUCCAAGCUUAGACUUCUUUUCCAUGGAAACUCCCCAUCUAUCCCUAUCCUGGGUUAAGCCACACCAUGGCCUUCAAUGCAAGCUCUCCCCAGCAAGUUCCUAAUAAAAUAUCCAAGACCUUCACCUGACAUCCACUUUCCUUAGACACUCUGAAAUAUCUUUUCUCCCCAAAGUCUUAUUUUCCCUAAAGACCCCCUUGCUCCUUUUCUAGCUUUCUUCCCAUCAUCUCCCUCUAAAGGUCUUUUCCCAGGCCCAUCCCCAUUCUCAACACAGGCUACAUAUACCUGCCUGUAUAACCCCCCUUCUCUUCAUUCCUAUAUACUUAUUCCCUCUUAUUUUACACCGCCAAUUCCCCAUCCCUCCAUUAAGUUUCUGACUCUCUUUAAUCCCUAAAUUUAUUUUUUUCCUGCUGGAGCAAGGCCCUACACUCUGCUUCCAUCUUAUCUCUAUCUCAGUGCUGCUAUCAGGAUUCUCACGAGCUUGGAUAUUCAAAUCUGCUGCUUUUUACUGUCUCCUACAUGUGCUCCACAUUUCCAGGGCAUAUUCUCUCUGUGUAAGCAACCAGUUCUUUGGAGCAAGUUCAUAUAUUCCCUAGUUCCAUUGGGCCCCUUUGAAGAUGGGGGUUCUCAACCACAAUGAUGCACUGAGCUGUUCGAAGCACGCGAGAUUUGUGUUGUUGAUCUUCCUAUACGCAGACGAAUGAUGGAAUUGAACUCUCCAAAAUAAUUUAAAACAAAGUCCCUGUUUCACCAGGUGUAUACUGUAAGGGCUGCCACUUUUUGCAUUUUACUGACACGUGUAUGAACUGUGCAGUUUUUCAUAGUUGCCACUUCUUUUUUGGUACCGUCAGCACACUCUGUCCUUCAUGUGUACCAGAAGGAAACAAAAAAACCACAGCUUUAUUUGUCAUGAGAUGCUAAGAGAACAAAGGAAUCUUUUCUAAUGACUCUUCAUGCCUCUCCAUUUUCAACUCCGGUCAUCAAAAGGUAAACAGGAUUGCAGUGUUGGGAGGAAAAACAGGCUUCCAGCACAAGUGGAGAGAUUGUUCUUGUGCCUUGUGUCCUCUCAUUAACCACUGCAAAUAUCAGUGAUGGGUAUAUAAACAUGACUGUUUGAUGUUCAUCUUUUACACACCCAAAUGAUUUGCAUGAGGAAUUAUCUUAAAUUGCUUCGUUGUUUAAGUGGACAUAGAUAUUGUGAUAUCUUUUAUUGCUGUAGCCAAUAUAUUACAAGUUGUAUUUCAUAAGAGUCCCAUGCAACACACAUAUUACCUUUGUAAUUGCUAUCUGUUUACUCUUCAGGCCAAAAAGAAUAAAAUUUUAUAAAAUGA